Messenger RNA from Triticum turgidum subsp. durum (durum wheat), 1218 nucleotides. The record is from the annotation of a GenBank genome assembly. Lineage: Eukaryota; Viridiplantae; Streptophyta; Magnoliopsida; Poales; Poaceae.
AUGGGGUUCAAGAUAAAAUUCAAGAACCUACUGCGCGCCGCGGGAAGCAGCCGAUACGGCGGCGCCGCCACCGAGGCUGCACCGACGACGCCACCACGGGUUCCGCUCGCACCACCGCCCGCAUCGCCCACCUCGCCGCCCCCGCUUCAGGCGCCACGACCCCCUCCGCGCCCCGCCGGCAAGGACACGGAUGAAGGACCGGACGAUGAGGAUUGGCAGGAGGUGGCAGAUGAUGAGGAUGAUGGACCGGACGAUGAGAAUUCUCAGGAGGUGGCAGACGAUGAGCGCAAAAACUGGAAGCAACUUCUGGAUGGCAAGCGAACAUACCUCCGACCACCAAGGGAGCACCAUGUUGUCAGUGAUGUUUUCAAGUGUCCGGAUACUCGUAAAGCUGCAUUAGGACGCCAGAAACGACUCUCGCGUUUGGUUGAGAAACAUUCAAAGAAUUUCUUCAAGGAAAAGAUCAAGAUUCUCUGUCAGCAUUAUGCGCACUUCAGAAGAACUCGUGGAGAUGGCAGCUGUUUCUACAGGGCAUUCUUAUUCUCCUACUUGGAAAACCUUGGAUUAAUGCAAGAUAGUCAAGCUGAAGUUACUCGUCUAAUGGAACAUGUGGCUAUGUCCAGAGAGAAUUUCUGUCGUCUGAAAUGGGAUAAAGCAUACUUCUUAAAUCCUGAAGAAUACUUUUCAAGUGUUUUUUCUGAGUUCAGUCAUUUGGUCAACUCAGUUGCGAAUGGUCUGAGUUCUGAUGAGCUGUACAAUAGAAGUAUACAGGAGAUCGUGCCACUCAGGAUUAUUUCUUUGCUAAGAUUGCUGGCAGAGACUGAGAUCCGAUCACGAGAAGACGAUUUCAAAUCACUUCUCCCAAAAGAAAUGGAUGCCCUUACGUAUUGCUGCAAAGAGCUGCGUCCUCUGGAUGUUGAAGCUGAGGUGCUACCAAUGAGGGCUCUAACAUAUGCGCUUGGCAUUCCGUUGCAUGUCGAAACUGUGGGCGAAGGUUCGAAUCGCGGAAUUCAAGUGGAGCGCCUUGAUUUAUUCCCCCGGUCGGAAUCGGGGAAGGGUCCUCUUCAUUUGGUACAAAGCUACUGGUCAUCCAUCACAACCCCUGAACCACAUGAGAUCGGAAGUGGCAACUUGUUAUCAUCUGACAGCACACCUUUGCUGACAUUGUUGUGUAGGCCUAGGCACUGUGACAUUCUUUAUCGCAGUGAACAAAACUAA